This is a messenger RNA of Arachis duranensis, 2451 nucleotides long. RefSeq lists its product as uncharacterized. The transcript is spliced from 8 exons. The coding region runs from base 212 to 2086 and encodes 624 amino acids. The record is from RefSeq and is a predicted model, not a curated record. Lineage: Eukaryota; Viridiplantae; Streptophyta; Magnoliopsida; Fabales; Fabaceae.
AUGAAAGAGAGUAGUAGUAAGUAACAGUAAUAUACAUACCCGCCAUAUUUACUUAACUUCAUUACUUCAUUGCGUGUUGUGUGUCUCUGAUUCUUCUACUCUCUGCCAAAUGCCAAUACGAUACAUUCAAUGCUCUCUUCUAAGCUUAAUAACUAACUAACAAACAAAAACGAACAAACAGAAAUUAAGAACUUCUUCUUCACGGUUACCAAUGCCGGAGCUAGGGUUUCACCAUCACCACCACGAAUCAGCAGCCUCAUGGAUGAGAACAAGAGGAAGAAGCAGAAGCAGAAGGAGUAGCAGCAGCAGCCACACUCCUGCUUCUACCAGAUCCACAGCUGCACUUCGCGGUGCCGCCGCCGCCGCUGCUGGUGACAGUACCAGUCCUGACUCCGUUAUAUUCACGCUCGAAUCCAAUCUCAGCUUCUUCUCCUCCGCCUCCGCCAGCGUCGAACGCUGCUCCUUCGCUUCCGAUGCUCACGACCGUGAUUCCCUCGCCUCCGAGCUCUCGCUGCAUUUGGCAGGGAACCACGAGAGUGAGUUUCCACAGAGCGAGAUCUGGAGCGGUCCAGAUCCGGAUCCGGAUCCGGAUCCGAACAAAGAACUUGCAGAUUUGGCGCAUAGCAGGAAGCUACAAGCUGUGUUCUGUGGAAAGGGAGAAAAAGCGAAAGUUCAAAAGGGAGACAGUGAUGCUGACAGUGAUGAUGGAAAUGAAUUAUUGGAAUUUGAUUCUGCUAGAAACUCCUUUUCCCUAGCUCUCAGAGAAUGCCAGGAUAGGAGAUCAAGAUCUGAUGCAUUGUACAACAAGCAUGAUAGGAGAAGGCCUGCUUCAUUGGAUCUGAACAAUGGCAUUGCCACGGGAUCUUCGCCUCGCCUUGGAGCUGUGAAAAAGAGUUCAGUUUCGUCUAGAAGGUCUGGUUCUGGCACUUUCCCUAGUCCCGGUACACCAAAUUAUCGUCAAGGUGGUGUUGCAAUGCAAAAGGGUUGGUGCUCAGAGAGAGUUCCUUUGCAUUCUAGUGCUGCGCGCAAGCAGGUUGGUGCGGCAUUGUUGCCUCUCAGCAACGGCAGGACUUUGCCAUCCAAGUGGGAAGAUGCUGAGAGAUGGAUUCUGAGUCCUGUUUCAGGAGAUGGCAUGGGGAGAGUGCUCCCACAGCAGCAGAGGAGACCCAAGUCAAAAAGUGGUCCACUUGGGCCACCUGGUAUUGCAUUUUACUCGAUGUAUUCACCUUCUGUGCCAAUGUUUGAAGGAAGGAAUGGAGGGAAUUUUAUUGCAGGUUCGCCGUUUUCUGCUGGUGUCAUCUUAGCUGAUGGAUUAGCUGUCACUUCUGGUGGCCAUGCUGGAGUGCUUCCGGCAAGAACGGAUCCUUGUAUGGCUCGCUCAGUUAGUGUCCAUGGAUGCUCUGAGAUGCAGAGUCAGUCUUCAAUGCCUCCCCAAGAGAAUUUCGAUUGUUUCAAAGAUGCUGCCACCAAUGUAUCUCCGGAAGUUUCAAGGCGAGACAUGGCAACACAGAUGAGCCCAGAGGGUAGCUCAUGCUCCUCUCCUAAUAUGAGGACUUCUUUCUCGGCCUCCACUCCACCUGUCCUGCCCAUAACAGAAUUGCAGAGUGUCUCAUUCUCAAAAAUGGAUAUCAGGGAUGUGCAGGUAGAUGAACGCGUUACAAUGACAAGGUGGUCCAAGAAACACAGGGCUUUAUUUUCUGGCAGAGGAUCAGAAAAUGUGGACCGCUGGAAAAUGAAAGAAACAAGUUCUCAAUCUUCAUCUUUGGACAGUUCCGAAAGAUCAAAGACUGCUUCAAAGGCUAAAAGGGAGGAAGCCAAAAUCAUUGCAUGGGAGAACUUGCAAAAGGCAAAAGCUGAGGCAGCAAUACGGAAACUAGAGAUGAAGUUGGAAAAGAAGCGAGCAUCCUCUAUGGAUAAGAUCAUGAACAAACUGAGGUUAGCUCAGAAAAAAGCUCAGGAAAUGAGAAGUUCAGUUUCAACCAACCAGCCCCAUCAGGUUGUCAGAACUUCGCACAGGGCACUGUUAUUUCGUAGAACUGGCCAGAUGAGUUCUCUUAGUGGUUGCUUCACAUGCCAUGCCUUCUAAAGCAUCUCAGCCAUUCUUAUCUGUUCUAGUAAAUCUGGGUUUAUUACAAAUGGAUUUGAAUGUGCUUCUUGAUGAUGAGUGAAAAAUGUACAAAGAUAGCCACGUACUAAGCUGACACUAAAUGUGUGUCAUGGCGGUUUUGUAAUGCAUGAAUACCAUCACCUUCUCUCAAGGGUUCCGAAAAUUUCUCAGCCCCUUGUACUCUUACCCUCUGUCAGUUUGGAAUCAGUUAUUAAUACUAUAUGUAUGUACUUAGUCCAAUCCUUUAGAAUAAGCUUCUUUUUGUAUGUUUUUUUUGUCAUUUCUUCUCCUCACAGGACAGUUUGUGAGAACAAUAUAAUCAUCAAUGUAAUCUAUUAUCCAUC